AUGGCCGCAACCACCGAACCGACUACGAAGACACCAGGGGGUGUCCCGCGAGCCACGCCCGGGCGCGGCUCGCCAGCGCGUGCGCCUACCGCACCCGCAGUCGUCAACGAUGGACCCGCUCGCGAGAGCGGAAGGCGAGACGAUAAGAUCCUCGCCGCGCUCGCCGCACUCACCGAUCGACUGGCGAGCCUCGAGUCGUCGCAGAGAGUGCGAGACGAGGAGGAGCGCAUGCUCGGGGCCGUGGAGAGCGGACUGUUUGCCUCGAAACUCGGCGCCAACAUGCGUGGCCGACCGAUGACGAUAGACGCGAUCGGAGACGCGGAGGAGAAGGCACCGGUGCCACGUGGGUACCAGCGCGCGACUGAUCUUGGCGCGUCGCGAUUCGCAUCGCUCGAGCCACCUCGCGCGCGCGCAGCACCGCAGCUGCAGCAGCGCGCACCAGCGUCUGCGCCACCUCCGCAGGAGCAUGCAGCGCUACCUCCGCCGCAACAAUUCGCUCCGCCACAAGCCUAUGUGCGACCGGGCCUCAACGGCUACGGGAUGCCGUCCGCUAGCCAGCGGAAGUUGAACAUACGCAAGUUCGAUGGUACGGAGCUGUACCGCGGACUCGGGAGCGGAUUCUUUGACUGGGGGCGUACGUUUCUGCGCGUGGUGAGCCUCGCGGAAGCGUCGUGUGGUUUCGGAUGGACCGAAGACGUCAAGGUCGACCUGCUUGGGCACUUUCUCGCCGGCAAGGCUGAGAGGUACUAUCACAAGCAGGUCGAUACCUGGUGGACGCAAUCACCCACACUGGAGUACAUCAUGGAGCAGCUCCUGCGCACGUUCAAGACGUCAAUCACUGCAAGCCAGGCGAUGAAGUUAUUCAUGGCCAAGAAGGACGCACGACGCACCUGGGCCGAGCACUUCCUGUACAUGGUCGCCGUCAGCGAGGCACGCGGUGGUGCCGACUCGCUUGUUCUUGAUAACAUCGUCCACCACGCUUCGCCGGAGCUGGUGAACGUGAUGCGCUCCAAGUAUGAGCCCACUCGACUCGACUACCUGCGCCAUGCUGAGGAGCUGGCGCACUUCGCGCAGUCCAUUGAGCACGGCAGCAGCGCGGUGGGUCGUGAGGUCGUCGCCGCGCACGUGGAAGGCAAACCCAAGGGCGCGAUCACGUGCUACCGAUGUGGGCGACCAGGCCACAUCGCAGCCAACUGUCGCGCGCGAGUCGUGCACGAAGACGAGACACCCGCGGAGGGUGGAGGCGCCAGCAUGAUCCUUGCGCUGACCGAGAAGCGCAGAGCGACCACGAAGAAGCGCAACAGGAGGAAGAAGGGCUCGCGCGGCAAGGACGCCGCAGCGACCAAUGUAAGUGAUGGGGCGCGAACCAUAGACGACUUAUGCGGCUUCGUGCUUACGACGAGCGACGGAGUAAGAGCCACGGACGGCACGAGCGGCCUCGUACUUGCGGCGACCGAUGCCACGGGCGUCGACCGAGGAGACUGGAUCCUCGAUAGCGGCGCGAGCCGGCAUCUUGUCAACGACGAGUCGCUGCUGCUCAAGUCGACGGCUUGCAGCCACGAAAUUGCGAUGGCAGACGGCGAGUCGCUUCACCUGACGCGUGUCGGCAGCGUGCGCCUCGAGGUUCUUGCGCGCGGCGCCGAAGCGGUAGUGACGCUCACGGAUGUGUACUUGGCGCCGCGACUGGCAAAGAACAUUGUGUCGUACGGCAAGCUCGCCAACAAAGGAUUUGCCCUAGUGCACUCCGGCAAAAGGCGCUCGCUCGCUCGGUGCAGAGAUGGUGCGGUCGCGUUCGAUGUCACAAUCGACAGCAACGUGCUGUAUGUCGUGACGAAGGCCACGCGCGACAAGGAAGGUGCAGGCGGAGACGCGAUCAUGGCGGCGCUCGAAGCGCAUGCAACGGAAACCAACGCCGAUGAGCCGCACGAAGCCUCGCUGUUGCACUGGCACCAGAGACUCGGCCACCUUGCGUUCGACACGAUCGAACGCAUGGCGCGCGAUCCGGCAUCGGGCAUUCGGCUCAGCAACUACAAGCGUAUGGCGUGCGUGUCGUGCCUCGAGGGCAAGCAGACGCGCAACGCGCAGUCCCAACAAGACAGCGGCAAGCACUCGCCCAUCGAUCGCAUCGGAGGCGUCAUCUGUUCGGACCUGAAGGGUCCAAUGACGCCGCGGGACCGACUCGGCAAUCGUUACCUUGUGAACUUCGUUGAUUACAAGAGCAACUACUGCCGAGUCUUCCUCGCGCGCACGAAGGACGCUGCGGCGAGGCAGUUCUGA
This is a messenger RNA of Peronospora matthiolae, 2277 nucleotides long. The record is from the annotation of a GenBank genome assembly. NCBI's taxonomy places the organism in Eukaryota, Oomycota, Peronosporomycetes, Peronosporales, Peronosporaceae.